UAGCAGACUACAGAGUAAUUCUAACAAUAUAUCUCAACUUCAUGGAGCUCUCCAAGAUUUUACUUUCAUUUUUUGCUCUUCAAUUCUUAAUUUUUCUAUCACCAAUCCAUGCAGCACCUGGAAAUUCCAAUAUUUUCAGGGAAUACAUUGGAGCAGAGUUCAAGAAUGUCAAGUUCACUGAUGUUCCCAUUCACUCUGGUGUCGAAUUUCACUUCAUUCUCUCUUUUGCCAUUGAUUACACCACUUCUUCUUCUGCAUCUCCCACAAACGGUCAAUUCAACAUUUUCUGGGACACAGAUAACCUCACCCCUUCUUCUGUUUCCGCGAUUAAAAACCAACAUUCGAAUGUCAAAGUAGCAUUGAGCUUAGGAGGUGACAGUGUUGGAGGAACCAGUGCGUAUUUCAACCCUACUUCGGUCGAUUCUUGGGUUUCAAAUGCUGUCUCUUCUCUUACAAAUAUAAUUAAGCAAUACAAUUUGGAUGGCAUCGAUAUCGACUAUGAACAUUUUCAAGCUGACCCUGAUACCUUUACAGAGUGCAUUGGGAAACUAAUUACAACUCUCAAGAACAACGGAGUUAUUUCAUUCGCUUCCAUAGCUCCGUUUGAUGAUGAUGAAGUUCAGAGUCAUUACAAGGCGCUAUGGAAAAGCUAUGGUCACCUUAUAGACUAUGUCAACUUCCAAUUUUACGCGUACGAUGAGGGGACCACUGUGUCUCAAUUCAUGGACUAUUUUUCUACUCAGAGAUCCAAUUAUGAAGGGGGAAGGAUCUUGGCUAGCUUUAGCACUGAUGGAAGUGGAGGAUUAUCUCCAGAAAAUGGAUUUUUCACAGCUUGUAGUAAGCUUAAAAGUAAAGGAGAGUUGGGUGGAAUAUUUGUGUGGAGUGCUGAUGAUUCAAAAUCAAAUGGUUUCAAAUAUGAGAAGCAAUCACAAGCAUUACUGGCCAUACCCCACAAGUGAUUUCACAAUGUUGUAAUACAGUUGUAGUGAUACAAAUCCAAAGCUAUGCACCUCUUUGUACAAAAUUAUGAGGAUUUGAAUCAAUAUACUACUAGUGGGUUUAUGA
Lycium ferocissimum is the source of this 1065-nucleotide messenger RNA. RefSeq names its product chitinase 2-like. The transcript has a single exon. Gene Ontology annotation, biological process: carbohydrate metabolic process. The coding region runs from base 42 to 959 and encodes 305 amino acids. Gene Ontology annotation, molecular function: hydrolase activity, hydrolyzing O-glycosyl compounds. NCBI's taxonomy places the organism in Eukaryota, Viridiplantae, Streptophyta, Magnoliopsida, Solanales, Solanaceae. The record is from RefSeq and is a predicted model, not a curated record.